Thunnus maccoyii (southern bluefin tuna) is the source of this 2261-nucleotide messenger RNA. It is a transcript of the gene uevld, whose product is annotated as UEV and lactate/malate dehyrogenase domains. Gene Ontology annotation, biological process: protein modification process; carboxylic acid metabolic process; protein transport. Lineage: Eukaryota; Metazoa; Chordata; Actinopteri; Scombriformes; Scombridae. The record is from RefSeq and is a predicted model, not a curated record. Gene Ontology annotation, molecular function: oxidoreductase activity, acting on the CH-OH group of donors, NAD or NADP as acceptor. Bases 125 to 1537 code for a protein of 470 amino acids. The transcript has 12 exons.
CUGACUUCCUUAGCUACUCCAGAAAGUUUGCGGACGUUUGUUUAUACUGCUGGAGUUGAAGUUAGUCGUACAGAGGAACACAAUCAGAAGAAACGGUGAUUUCUAUUUCUUGUACUUACAAUAGAUGGACCUUCGUUCAGAAAAAGUGCAGCGGAUCCUGUCCAAGUACAAAUUCCACGAUGUUGCAGUGGAGGAGCUGCAGAAAAUCCAUCGCAUCUACCCUGGAAUGAAACCAUCCGCAGGCACAUAUACGUUCAGUGAUGGCACCCAGAAAGAUCUCCUGAAAUUAAUUGGUAACAUCCCAGUCCAGUAUGAAGGCCGCUCCUACAACUUCCCCAUUCAACUGUGGCUGAUGGACUCAUUCCCCUUCACCCCUCCAAUAUGCCUCCUGAGACCGACUCCUGACAUGGUCAUCAGAGUGGGCAAGCAUGUAGACCCCAGAGGACGGAUUUACCUGCCAGGGCUGCACAACUGGGAUUUUCCCAAGUCAUCUGUGGUGGGUCUUCUGACUGAGAUGAUCAGCAAGUUUGAGGAGGAUCCUCCGCUGUCCUCAAAAACCACAGGAGACAACAAAGACCCCCAUGAGCUUCUGGCAUUUGUCUCCAAUAUCCAGAUCAAUGACGGUGGAAUCAGACAUCACGAUCAACCGAUCAACAAAGUCUCAGUCAUCGGGGGAGGAGAUUUAGGAAUGGCAUCAGUGAUGAGCAUUUUGGCAAAGUGUAAAGUGGAUAAACUUGUUUUCAUUGACGUUGCUGAGAGUUCCACCAAAGGAGGAAGCACAGACCUGGAGAUUUUCAAUCUGCCAAAGGUCGAGGUCUCCAGAGAUAUGUCUGCCUCUGCGGGCUCCAAGGUUGUUGUGGUGACUGCAAACGCGUGGAGCAGUGAGCAGUCGUACGUAAGCGUGGUUCAGACUAACGUCGACUUGUACCGAGGAAUCAUUCCUAAUCUGGCACGUCUCAGCCCCAACGCCGUAAUGCUCAUCACCUCUCAGCCAGUGGACAUCAUGACCCACGUCGCCUGGAGGCAGAGCGGCCUGCCACCGACACGGGUGAUCGGGGCAGGGUGUAACCUGGACUCGGAGCGACUCAGUCACAUUCUGGAUAUUAACCUGAACACUCACAAACAAGCCUGGGUCAUAGGAGAACUUUCUGACAACAAAGUGGCUGUGAUGAGUAAUACUGGGCUGAGCUCCAGUGUGCAGGCAGAGAUCGCUCCAGGAUCCAGCUCUACCAAACCAUUGUUAGACAGAGCGUUUGACAUCAUGAAGAAUCGAGGUCAGCGUUCGUGGUCUGUGGGUUUGUCCAUUGCUGACAUCACAAACAGUAUCCUGACAGAUAAGAUGAAGACCCACUCUGUCUCCACACUAGCCCAGGGCUGGGGUGGCAUAGGUGCAGAGGUGUUCCUCAGCCUGCCGUGCAUCCUUGGAUCGAAUGGGUCCACACGCCUGGCUGGAGUGUCACUGGGACAGGAGGAAGACUCCAAACUGAGGAGCACCGUCACUUCCCUCUCUAACCUCAUGAGUCAGCUCAGGAUAUGAAGGAUAUGAUUGUAACCCCAGUUCCAGUGCAAACAGCUACACCCUCUGGGAGUGGCUGUUGCUGUUGGUGGUAAAACACCAUCAGAGGAUGGACUGUCCCACUGCUGAAGCUGAAUGCAGUUUCAAUUCGCUGCUUAUACUGGAAGUUUGAAGUUAUGGACUAAAUUGCUCUCUUGAAUGUCUAAUUUAACCAAAAGAUAAAUUUCUCUGUCAUCCUUUGAUGCUGUGUAUUCCUGCGGGUCAAAAAUUGAAAUAACAAUGUACGGAUUACUUAUUUUGUUACAUACAAAAUGGUACUGUUAUAUUUUUUGAAAUCACUAAAACUCUAUACAAAAGCAUCUAAAUAACAGUGAUGCUUUUAGUUUUUACUAACUAUAUUUUUGUCAAUAAUAAGUUGAAUUUGGCCAGGUGCAAUUUUGCCAAAGAUGAAUUUACAGGUAUGUAUAUAUGAUGAAGUAUGAAGCAUGUAGAUUUUAUGCAGUACAGAUGGUGAGUCAGUGGAUUCUUCAUUGAUGAAGUACAGCUCAUAUACUUUCUUUGCUGACCUACUUGUAUAUUUCCACAUUUAAUGUCGGUAUCAAAAAGCUCUUAAAAUGCCUUAAUAUUUAAAAUGCCUUACUUUUGUUUACUUCAUGCAAAAAGCCUUUGGACAGCUGGAACUUAAGUUACGUCCAGUGAGACCACACGAUUUUGUGGGUUUGUGCAAUAAAUAUCUGAAACAUGA